Drosophila subobscura is the source of this 1316-nucleotide messenger RNA. Its product is annotated as endoplasmic reticulum resident protein 44-like. The record is from RefSeq and is a predicted model, not a curated record. Lineage: Eukaryota; Metazoa; Arthropoda; Insecta; Diptera; Drosophilidae. The transcript has a single exon. The coding region runs from base 22 to 1251 and encodes 409 amino acids.
ACUUAUCAUAGAAAUACGAAAAUGAAAUUAUACGUUGCCGGCUUGCUGCUCUUGCAGCUCCUCUGGCACACACUGGAGCAGGCGGAGUUGGUGCCAUCUCCCGCUGGCAUCUCGAAUGUGACCCAAAUCAGCGCGGCGAACAUCAACAGCACGCUGUCCUCGAACGAAGUGCUGUUCCUCAACUUCUAUGCGGAUUGGUGCCACUUCAGCAAGCGCUUGGCGCCCGUUUUCGAGCACGCUGCCACGCAGCUGAAGCUGGAGUUCCCAGAGCCGGGCAAAGUGCAGCUGGGACGCGUGGAUUGCGUCAAGGAGGUGGCUCUAGCUGAUCUCCAUGAUAUACAAAAGUUCCCCACGCUGCGGCUGUUCUACAGGGGCCAACCGGUGCGCCGGGAGUAUCGAGGUUUGAGGACGAGCGAGGCGCUGGUGAAAUAUGUUAAGUCUCAGCUGCGGUCUGCAAUUGUCGAGUUCAAUAAUUCGGAGGAUCUAGCCGAGAUAGAUCCUAAAAGGCGUGCCGUCAUCGCUUACAUUGCGGACACUGAGAAUCCGGCUUAUGGGAUCUUCCAAAUGAUGGCUGAUCGCUUCAAAAAUGACUGCGACUUCUAUUUGCACAUCGGAGACGAUCUGGAUCCGGAUCUGGAGCACAAGGGAGCAAUCCCCAGGCAGCUUCCCGCUCUGGUGUUCCGUCCGGACGUCGCCCGCACACACGGACAGGAUGAAUUCUAUGCUGGAAGUCUCGAGGAUCCCGCGCAAGUAGAGCCUUGGACAUUGGCCAAGUGUGUGCCUCUGGUGCGGGCGGUGAACUUUGCGAAUGUGGAGGAGUUGAUCGAGGAGAGGCUGCCGCUGCUGCUGCUCUUCCACCUGCCCGAGGACGACGUCUCCAUUAAGGACUUCAAGGCGAUUGUGGAAAUGCAGCUCUCCGAUCAACGGAGCAAGUUCAACUUUGUUACCGUGGAUGGCUGGAAGUUCGAGCACUCCGUGAAGCACAUGGGCCUGAGCGCCAAGAACUUGCCCAUCAUAGCCAUCGAUUCGCUCAAAUUUAUGUAUCCGUUCACAAAAUUCUCCGACAUGUACAUACCGGGCAGGCUCCAGCAGUUCAUGCAGGAUUUUAGCAGCAACCAAACCGUUGUGGAUCGUAAGAUAAUUGAACAGAAUCCACCCAGAGAUGAACAGAAUCCACCCAGGCCCGUGUCCACCUUCAAGGAGCUGGGUCCGUCCAAGCAUCGCUAUACGUUGCUCCACGAUGAGCUCUGAGCUGCAACCACAUUCUGCAUUUGAUUUAUCAAUAAAGUUACCUUAGAUUGAGUCGCUCCUUCGAU